Messenger RNA from Ipomoea triloba (trilobed morning glory), 1170 nucleotides. Its product is annotated as serine/threonine-protein kinase Aurora-2. Gene Ontology annotation, cellular component: spindle pole centrosome; spindle midzone; chromosome passenger complex. Lineage: Eukaryota; Viridiplantae; Streptophyta; Magnoliopsida; Solanales; Convolvulaceae. The record is from RefSeq and is a predicted model, not a curated record. Gene Ontology annotation, biological process: mitotic spindle organization; regulation of cytokinesis; protein phosphorylation. Gene Ontology annotation, molecular function: protein kinase activity; ATP binding. The coding region runs from base 96 to 986 and encodes 296 amino acids. The transcript has 9 exons.
UCUCUCAAUUCUCAAACAAUUCACGGAAAUUUCUUUCUUCUCCUCGCUUUUCUCUUCUUCCUCUCGUCCCCUAAAAACGAAAACCCUCCCUAGAGAUGGAGAUCGCAGCUGGGACGCAACUGGAACAUCAACAAAAGGCUUCUUCAUACGAAGGCAAAGGUGAGGAGAAAAAGAGGUGGACUCUCAAUGAUUUUGACAUUGGAAAGCCCCUUGGGAGAGGAAAGUUUGGUCACGUGUAUCUAGCUAGGGAGAAGAGGAGCAAUCAUAUUGUGGCACUAAAAGUUCUGUUCAAGAGCCAGCUGAAACAAUCUCAGGUUGAGCAUCAACUUCGUCGUGAAGUUGAGAUACAAAGCCACCUUAGGCAUCCAAAUAUACUGCGACUUUAUGGCUACUUUUAUGAUCAGAAACGAGUGUAUUUGAUACUGGAGUAUGCAGCUAAGGGUGAACUCUACAAGGAAUUGCAGAAAUGCAAAUAUUUUAGUGAAAGGCGUGCUGCUACUUAUGUUGCAUCAUUGGCUCGAGCCCUCAUAUACUGUCAUGGAAAACAUGUGAUACAUAGAGAUAUCAAACCUGAAAACCUUUUGGUUGGUGCUCAGGGUGAACUUAAAAUUGCUGACUUUGGUUGGUCAGUGCACACAUUCAAUCGCAGACGGACUAUGUGUGGCACUCUUGAUUAUUUACCUCCUGAGAUGGUGGAGAGUGUAGAGCACGAUGCAAAUGUAGACAUAUGGAGCCUUGGCGUCCUUUGCUAUGAGUUCCUCUAUGGGGUGCCUCCGUUUGAAGCAAAGGAACACUCGGACACAUACAGAAGGAUAUUGCAAGUUGAUCUGAAAUUCCCCCCCAAACCCAUAGUUUCAUCAGCUGCAAAAGACCUCAUUAGUCAGAUGCUAGUCAAAGAUUCUUCACAGCGCCUGCCACUGUUCAAGGUACUUGAGCAUCCUUGGAUAGUGCAAAAUGCAGAUCCUUCUGGCGUUUUUAAGGGUUGAAGCUUAUCAACCCUCGAGUUUAUCUGAGGCAUCAAGGCAGCAGGCCUUUACAAGCAGCCAGCUUUGCCGGCCAAGUAAAGGGGACUCUGAUGUAAAAAUAACUACUAUGGUGGUUACAUGUUAUGAUCUUUUAUGUGGAGUUGAAUCUGACAAGUUGUUAUUCUUUAUGUUUGUUUACUUACUA